Molecule: messenger RNA, 999 nt
Organism: Pedinophyceae sp. YPF-701
Lineage: Eukaryota; Viridiplantae; Chlorophyta; Pedinophyceae
Source: the annotation of a GenBank genome assembly
AUGGGCAUCUGCUUGUCGAUCGGCGAGCGGCCGGCCAAGGAGGAUAUCGUCGUCGCGGUCCCGGAACGAAGCGGGUCAGACGACGCGCUGGGUCCGAGCGCGAGCCACUGCAGGCAAACUGCCAGCAGGGACAGCCACCGGCGCGUCAGGCCGUCCAAAGUCACGGACACCUCCCCGGGCAACUCCCUCACCGAAGCAUGUCGCCGGACCGACGACCCGUACCGCGCCACCACCUUCAGAGAGACGCCGCAAUGCAGCAGCAUCUGUGCCUACGUCGAGAACCAGCCGGAGCGCAAGGCCGUCGUGCGCGCCUCCACGGGGGGCGAGCCCUCCCCGCCGUGCCGCGCGCGGCCCUCCGGCGCCGCCGGCCCGCAGUCCCGCGCGCACCGCUUCUCCUGCUCCGGGAAGCCGCCGAGCCAACGGAUGCUCGACGUGCCGCCCGCGAAGAAGGACUGGACCGUCGUGCCGGACGACUUCCGCCACCUGGCGAACCUCGACCCGUUCGAGCGGUCGAUGCUGCACCGCGGCAGCCGGCGCGCAGAGACGCCGCGGCAGUCGCGCGCCACGGGCCCGCGCAGCCUGCGCGAGGCGACCCCGUCGACGACGCGCAACGCCGGGGACCCGAGCGACAAGGGCGACACCGACAGCGUGGGCGUGGGCGUGAGCGUGAGCGUGCGCCCCCCGCUCGCGGCGCUGCCGCCGGGGCACGUGGUCCUGGGGGCGGAGACGCCCGCCAAGUCGGAGAACGCGUCGGUGGCGUGCCCGCGGCGGCAGCUGGGCCGGGACGUGGCGUCGACGGUCGGCGUGGCGUCGCGGAGCACGCUCGCGGUGUCGUCUGGCGCGCUGAUGCCCGCCAGGAGCACUCCGGGGCAGGGCAGCCUGGUGGAGGGCGUGAACGAGUCCGCGAUCGCGCUGGAGAUGAAGCUCUCGUCCAAGGUCCGCCACCGCACGGCGAUCGUGCCGCAGGCGGUCAACCCGUUCCUCAAGUACGAGGAGUGA